Molecule: messenger RNA, 1138 nt
Organism: Megalops cyprinoides (Indo-Pacific tarpon)
Lineage: Eukaryota; Metazoa; Chordata; Actinopteri; Elopiformes; Megalopidae
Product: salivary glue protein Sgs-3-like
Exons: 5
Coding region: 83-1138 (351 amino acids)
Source: RefSeq, a predicted model, not a curated record
UUUUCUCAAUCCUUUGGCUAAUAAAUCUAACAUUAACUGUCGUUGUAUAUAGUUAGAUAGUUGUUUACGCAUAUCGACAACAAUGGAUGAACACGAUGUCGUCCCUAAACUUUCUGGACCAGAACUGCGCAAGAAGAAAUUAUUGGAGUACCUGGCAGCAAAGGGCAAGCUGAGACCACCUAACCCAAAACCCUACCUGCGGGACAACCUCAUUAAGCCCCAAACUUCUGUGAAGUCUGUCGCUUCUGACGUGGAGAAAGAGAACCAGGGUUUGAGACCCACAAGGGUUAAAUGGGCUACAAACAAGCCCCAGCCAUUUGCUGGAACUACAAGACGAGUUCUUCAAACUGCUCACCAAUUUUCUGCUACCACCAACACUGCCAAAGAAUGCAGAAAGAAUCCAUCUCACUCUGCAGUUACAGCCACCACCUGCCUUCCUACCACCACUCAAGCCAAGAUAUGCCCCCACCCUGCUGUCCCACGCAAGGCUACAACUGUCACCACUGUCACAGCCAAAAUAUGCCCCAGGACAGCUCCUCAGGGCAACAAUGGCACAAGUGCACCUAACCAUGCCAGAACAAAACAUGAUGCUUCCGUCCAGACUAAUAAGUAUUCUGAUGUCAACAUCAGUUCCCAGACUACAGCAUGCCUCAUCACAGCUGCCCCAGCAAGAACACACCCCAACACCACUACCCAACCCAAAAAAUGUUCUAACAGAGUUGCCCGUCCCAGAGAAGGCCCCAUUUCUGCUGCCCCAACACGAACACUCCUCAGCAAAGUAGUACCAGCCAAAUCAGGGCCUGAUAAAGCCACCACAAUCAGGGAACAUUCCAGUUUAACUGCUCCAACAACAGUAGCCCCCACCAAAUCCAUUGUCAUUGCUCCUACUAAAAGGGACACCAGAUCUAACUUCAGCGCUACUGUAACCAAGAAACCCAGCAGUACUCUCCAGAACAAGACUACAGUAGAGACAGGGCAGCAUGGACCCAUUUUGAACAGUACAGGAUCUAAACCUGUGAUUAGCAAUAAAGAGCCUGUCACAAACAAGUUUAAGAUUCAUUUACACCGUCGCCAAACUAAAAUAAUGCAAGAGUUCCUGCUUCUGAGGCUGGCGGUGCAGGGAAGGGGAGGCAAGUGA